This is a messenger RNA of Ixodes scapularis (black-legged tick), 3205 nucleotides long. RefSeq names its product SH3 domain-containing protein Dlish (gene Dlish). Gene Ontology annotation, molecular function: protein binding. The record is from RefSeq and is a predicted model, not a curated record. NCBI's taxonomy places the organism in Eukaryota, Metazoa, Arthropoda, Arachnida, Ixodida, Ixodidae.
AUGGCGUUUCUCUGCCCCGUGAGAAUACGACGGGGCAAAAGAAAGAAAGAGAGCGCCAGCAACGACAAGCUAUCCACGCGGACUCCCAACAUCGGACGCAUCACGGGCAGCGCCAGCAUUGAGACGCUGGUGCGGGUCGGCAUCGAGAAGGAGCACGGCCUGUCGCCGGACUCCAAGGUGAUCGUCCUGCACGACUUCACCCCUUGCGUCGAUGACGAGCUCGAGGUGCGCCGCGGCCAGAUCGUGAACGUGCUGUACCAGGAGAACGACUGGGUGUACGUGAUUGCCGACAGCGGGCAGGAGGGCUUCAUCCCACACUCGUACUGCGCGCCGUACGGGAGCCAGCUGGGCGAGCUCGCGCUCACGGUGCGCCACAAGAAGCUGCCCCGAGACGAGGACGACGGGCUGGACCAGAUCUCGUCGCGGGGCACGCACUCGGUGGACUCCGGGCAACAGUCGGACGCCGAGAGCUUCGGCGCGCCCAAGGAUCGGUCUUCGCGGCUGGCGCCGCCAACGACGGAUGGACACCUGACCAACGCGGCGUCGCUGCAGACGACGCUGCCGGACGUGCACCCGUUCUUCAAGGACCCCGCGGGGCGCUAUGUCGUGCUGUACACGUUCGUGGCGCGCGACGAGAACGACGUGAGUGUGGAGCGCGGCGAACUGGUGACGGUGCUGAACAGGGAGGACCCGGACUGGUUCUGGGUGCUACGGUCGGAUGGACAGGAAGGGUUCGUGCCCAGUGCCUUCGUGUGCCCGGCCGAUGCUGACACGAUCCAGGAAAACCAGAGCGCCAUGCACGGGCCGGUGCAGCCGGGCUCCAACGUGGCGGGGAUGGUGGGGGCGUCGUCGCAUCAGAACGGGCACCACGGCAGCCCCGCCAACGCGGGCACGGGGGCGACCACGGAGGAGCUGCGCUUCCACGGCAGCGAGCUGGUCAUGCUGUACGACUACAAGGCCCAAGCGCCCGACGACCUGACGGUGCGACGGGGGGACUGGGUGUACGCGGACCUCGCCAACCAGACUGUGGAGGGCUGGCUCUGGGCCUACGCCCCCAAGGUGCACAAGUACGGGUUCAUCCCCAAGGCAUACGCCCGCCCGCCCGCCAUGACCUCUCUCUGACCUCGGGGGUCCCAUCUUGCAAGCCAGUCGUGAUUAGGCAAUGUGCGGGGCUUCAAGGUGUGCUCCCAGAACUCUGCAAGCUGGCCCCCUCUCCCGCCGACGGCAGAGCACCGCAGAAGCGCGUCCUGCAUUCCCUUUUAACGUUUGCUUUCGUGAUGGCUUCUGUCAUCUGGGUACUUCAGAUCGAUAUGUUUUUUUUAGCGUGUCUUUUUUUCGAACCAGCCAUGUUUUUUACACACUGCAUUUCUUUCUCAUGACGUCACCUUUUUUUUUAGGUCUGUGAGCGGUGGCCAGUUACGCGAGAGAUAUUAACUUGUAAAACACACCAAAGGCACUGCCACAUUCAACAUUGUAAGAAUACUUCCAUAGCCUGCUCAAUUUUGAAACUUGUGUCAAAAUAAGCAAAAUAUAGUUUCCUUUUUUAGAAACCCUCCCUUCAGAACUCUAAGGGUACAUCCUCGAGACGUGCAGUCUCCUUGAGGUCCCGAGACCAAUGAGGCUCGGAAAAUGGGUUUCUUGUCCCCUUGACACUGCCAUCAUGAAUGGGGCCUGCUCUUGGAGCUUAUACUCCAUCCAAUGUCCAAUGCUCUACAAGCUCACAAAACUGCAAUGUUAUAUUUAUUCUGCAAGAGGGGAGUUGUUCGUCACGAGGCCAAUGGGUCUUGCAGCCAAAUUGCCAGGAGAACUAGCAUGCCGCUCGCAUGAGACCCUUUAGAAGCAGUGCAGUGUACACAGGCACCAAAACAAACAGACAGCCAAGAAUACUCAACCAAUUGUGCAAACGCUGUGCAUACCGCCUGCGGCAGCAAUAUAAUUGCUACAGAAGACUUAAAGAGUCAAAAGAUAUUUGUUUUGGUGAAGGUACGGUGUCAUAGACACAAUACUAACUAAAAAAAGGGUUGAAAUGUGAUGAAGGAAAGUGUUGGUUAUGUCAAAAAAAUAUUCUAUGUCUGAAGUGCAGCAUCAGGGUUUGAGAGAAGCCACUGAGAAGAUACAGAAAGCACUUGUGAGUAGCAGUCCUUGUAGACCUAUACUAUGUGUCUCUAGUAGCAUGCGGUACAGGCGAAGGCAACGCCAGGCGAGGGGAGGGGAAGCAAGCACUAGGAAGGCUGGAGAGGAAGAGAGAAACCUCCUUCUUUCUCUAACAUUCUCCCCUUGCCCUCCUCUCCUGUUCCGCCUUCCUAGUGCUUGCCCUUUCUUUCUUCGCCUGGCAUUGCCUUCCCCUGCACUGCACACAAUUAGUGACACGAAGUAUAAGACAUAUUUUGUGAAAAGGUGAAAUUUGGAGUUAAAAGCCUGCUUGACAUGCAGUGAAAUAACUCGUAUAUAUUUCAUCUGAUCAACCCUUUGACAGUAUGUUUAGGCAUUGAAAGGGCUGUCGUUUUCCUUACGAUGUACCAAAUGCCAAAUGGGGGUAUUUUCUUACCUGCGGGCUCGAGGUUGUCUACAAGGCAAAAUCUCAAGCUUUGUGACAUUGUUUUGCACUACCUCUCCACUCCUCUUGCACAAUUACAUUUCUCAUCAGAAAACAAGUUUCAUUUAAUGAGCAAGAAAAAGUUUUUCUUUGGUCCUUUUUUUUUUUGUGGUAUUUAUUGUAACCAUGGGAAUGCCGGUUAGUCCUUGUACAUAUACUGCAGUGUACUAACAUCAGUGCUCAUUUUCGGAACAGACCUUUAUAACAUUAAGACUGAAGCAGCUCCACUGACGAUAAUGCUCCCUUAACUGUGCCAUGUCGUGCCAUUUUUAUUUUUUGCCUCGUCCAUGUACGACAAGUGCCUGCCAAUCAGCUGUUCCAAACAGUUAUUGGGCACAGAUACAAAUAAACACAGCAGCUCUUUCUUCAGGGGCAGACCAGUGUGCAAAGUUUCAAACAGCUGCAUGUUACAUAUUAAAGGUGCCCAUGAUUGUGCCAGUGUUGUACAUACAUACUGUGAUCACUUUCUGCAUUGUUUCGAGAUUUUUUUUAUACUUUUACAAGUGUUCCAUGCAGGGGUCUUGAAAAGUUAUAUAGUAUAUACCGUCUACAGGGCUAAUCUUCAUGCUUUAUAUUGAGGGAGCAGACAAUAAAAAGAAUCUCUUGGAA